This is a messenger RNA of Syngnathus acus (greater pipefish), 4475 nucleotides long. It is a transcript of the gene pak5, whose product is annotated as p21 protein (Cdc42/Rac)-activated kinase 5. Gene Ontology annotation, molecular function: ATP binding; protein serine/threonine kinase activity. Bases 965 to 3088 code for a protein of 707 amino acids. Gene Ontology annotation, biological process: apoptotic process; intracellular signal transduction; cytoskeleton organization. The record is from RefSeq and is a predicted model, not a curated record. The transcript has 10 exons. Gene Ontology annotation, cellular component: cytoplasm. Lineage: Eukaryota; Metazoa; Chordata; Actinopteri; Syngnathiformes; Syngnathidae.
AAAGUAAAAAGUGGAGCUUUGCGGGAGGUGCCUCCCCCUCCUCACUUCUUAUCACUCUGGACCCUGACAGCCAUUCUUAGCUAUGUGCUAAUGCUAAGGCUGGAGCGCUAGGCCUGGUCAAGUCGAGAUGUCGUUCCAGCCAUGGUGGCUAAUUGCCUGUGGCCUAGUUGUCAUCUCCACUGGAGCAUUAGUAUUGCUUCCAGCUUCCCCGCCGCCGCCAUCAUCACCACACAGGCUAAUCCACAAGUGUGGGUUAACACAUUUGCUCAGCGGCAUGUCUUAAACAUGGCUGUCUCAACAGUGUGUGUGUGUGUGUCAAAGCCUGUUGUGGGGUAAUAAAAGUCGUCUCAUGUUGCACUGUGACUUUCACCCUCUCCAAGAGGCUCAUUUACGGUGAUGGGGUGUGUCUACACCAGCUUGUGAGUUCUGUUGGUAUGUGAGUGCAUGUUGUUUUGGACUUGCACUAUGCUCAGGUUACCUAAGAAAAACUGUCAGACGGACAAAACUGAACUAUCAUCGCUGUCUAAGAUCCUUUCUACACUCAAGAUUUAUUUUUUAUUCUGUCGCCAUGGAGCCAUCCCCACCACCACACUCUCACACUUGUCUCCGUGAGCUGCAUGCGCUGUGGGUAGUGUGGGCGGAGAAAUCUCGGUGGGUAUUUUCAGGAAGCUCAACAUUCAGCCUUACAUCAUCCAGGAAGAGGUGGAUUAACAAACAAAUCGUGGAUGCGAAUUGUUUUGUAAGACCAGCACAAUUUUGCCCCCGCUCCCAAAAAGCAAUAUCAGCUCAUUGGGAGGUGUAAUUCUUUAACAGGGGGCAGUAAGCCCGCAAGGCAAAAUGGCGGCGCCCUAAGUUCCAAAUGUCAGUCGGCCGCCCUGCACCCACUGACUCUUUUAGAGGAAAUCUGAUCGUGACGCUGCUCAGAAGCUAGAGGGCCACCAGCUGGGGGCCAACGGUGGCAGUCAUGGCAGGGGGCCGAGGAGUCACGACGGUUGGAGAGACGAGGGGCUUUGAAGGGCCCGGAGGGAGGCCGCAGUCAGGCCAGGUGGAGGGGACACUACAACAGACCAUCGUGAGGGGAAACCGGCCCCCCAAAGAUGCGUCCAUCAACGGCCUGCUGGAGGAGUUUGACAACAUCUCGGUGACGCGCUCCAAUUCACUGCGCAAGGAGAGCCCGCCGGGCGCUCACCAAGCGGGCGCCGGCUCCAGGCCUCUGCCGGGCGCUCGUCCCGGCGGCCUUGAGGAGAAUGGCUUUGGCCACUACUACUCGCGCUACUCUUGCGACUUAGAUGCCUCCGGCAGCCGGGAUUACGCUCUGGACAAGCCGGGCUUCUCGGCUGACGGCGAAUGGGCCCUGGGACGGCAUUACCGCUUUACCAAACACAACGGCCACUCGCACCACAUCCGCAGCCCCUUCUACCCGGACGCCAUGCCCCAAAAGUCAGACUACGGCAAGCUCCCGCCAGACUACCACACCUACCUGGAGAGCAAGGGGCGCUCCACGGACGAGGUGGCCUCCACGGUGGGGAGCGGCGUGGGCUCCAGUGGCUAUUACCGGGCCUCUGUGGGCGGCUCGUCCAGCCAGGACUACCGGGACACGUCGGUGGGAACACCGUCCCGCGCCUCCCUUCACAGCGAGCAGAUCAACUACCCGGACAGCGAGUGGAGUUACGGUGCCGUGCGGGAAGACUACGACAAGAGACCGAAGAGCUCGUAUGUGAUGCAGACCAGUCCCACGCCGGCCAUCAGGCAGAGGUCCCGCUCGGGCUCCGGGCUCCAGGAACCCAAUGUCCCCUAUGCGGCCGGCGGACCCUUCAAGAACCCCGCUCAGGCCCACUCCUACAGCUCCUACACGUACCCGCGCUUGUCCGAGAGCCUCGGUGCCUCUCAGACCAUCAACAAGGGUGACUAUGAGCGUACGUCGCGGGACGCCAGCCCCCACGCCACGGUCGGCGACACCUACCCCCGCGGACCCCUCAAGCUACCUCAGAACCACGCCAAGCCCCCCGGCUACCCGCCCGUGCACCUGCCCUACCCGCCCGUUUUUCACCACUACAAGCCGUCACCCUAUCACCACCCGCCCUCCCAGCCCAGCCCACCGUACACGCCGCAGGGGGCAUACUCGCAGCCGUCGUCGCCCUACAUCCCCCCAGGGGCGUACCCUCCCCCUUCGUGGGGGUCCAGCUCCGACACUCAGCCCUCCAGGGUGUCUCACGAGCAGUUCCGAGCCGCGCUGCAACUCGUUGUCAAUCCAGGCGACCCCCGCGAGUACCUGGACAGCUUCAUCAAGAUCGGCGAGGGCUCCACGGGCAUCGUGUGCAUCGCCAGCGAGAAGCACAGCGGAAAGCAGGUGGCCGUCAAGAAGAUGGACCUGAGGAAGCAGCAGAGGAGGGAGCUGCUCUUCAACGAGGUGGUGAUCAUGAGGGACUAUCACCACGAGAACGUAGUUGACAUGUACAAUAGCUACUUGGUGGGAGACGAGCUGUGGGUGGUCAUGGAGUUCCUGGAGGGAGGGGCGCUCACCGACAUCGUCACACACACCAGGAUGAACGAGGAGCAGAUCGCCACGGUGUGCUUGUCGGUGCUGCGGGCCCUGUGCUACCUUCACACGCAAGGCGUCAUCCACCGGGACAUCAAAAGCGAUUCCAUCCUGCUCACCAGUGACGGACGGAUCAAGCUGUCCGACUUUGGCUUCUGUGCCCAAGUAUCCAAAGAAGUGCCCAAGAGGAAAUCGCUGGUGGGGACGCCGUAUUGGAUGGCGCCGGAAGUCAUCUCCAGACUGCCUUAUGGGACAGAGGUGGACGUGUGGUCGCUGGGCAUCAUGGUGAUUGAAAUGGUGGACGGUGAGCCCCCCUACUUCAAUGAGCCCCCCCUGCAAGCCAUGAGGAGGAUACGAGACAACCUGCCACCGCGGCUAAAAGAGUUACACAAGGUGUCGUCGGUGCUGCGCUCCUUCCUGGACCUGAUGCUGGUGCGCGAGCCUUCCCAGCGAGCCACCGCGCAGGAGCUCCUCCAGCAUCCCUUCCUCAAACUAUCGGGACCGCCGUCCUGUAUAGUGCCCCUCAUGAGACACUAUCGCCACCGCUGAACAGACACACACGCACACACACACUUCUGUGGUUACUGCCCGCCCACAUCUUGUCAACACUCUUGUGACCAUAACGUAGAUUAGCUAACCGACACACACGGAACCCACUACUACGAAGAAACUCUGAAGUGGACUCUGGGUGUUUUAGUUCGUCACCUUAGAGGACCUGAGUGGACCCCCGAGAGUGUGGGCAGCGCUGCAGAGAAGCCGUGCGCGGGUGGAGCGGCCACCCACGCUCCCGCUGCACAUGUAUUUUAAGAGCAACUUGUAAGAUUGAGUGUACAGUUUUGAUAACUUUGAGUAUUUGAUGGUGUGGUCGCCAUUGUGAUAUGAGCAGUAUUCAAUAGACUUUCCUACUCUUUAUAAUACACUUUUUCAUUAAGAAAUACACACACACAAAUACAAAACACAGAAACACACACACAAUAUUUCAAAUAUCCCACUUGAACCCAACUGCUACUAAAAAAAAAAGCUACUACAUAUAUUUAUUAUUACUAUUAUCUAUCUUUGUAGACAGAACCAUUAAACGUUGGGCAAAAAAGGGUAAUGUUAGACGUUUUCUAAGAGCUUUUUAAAGUAUUUAUUUAUUUAUUGCAAUUCAUUUUUGUCUAGUGUGGCCUUCUGUUCUCGCUCAAUUUAUUUUUUAAAUUAUUUAAUGAAAAAGAAAAGCGACGGUCAACAGGGAUCUACUCAAAUACACUCAAAUGCAAUGAAACAACGACUUCACUUUGUGUUUUUGUGUCAAUACAAUAAAACAUACAUUACAAAUUGUAUACGGUCAAUUUCAAAUAGGGUUAGAAAACACUUUAUACUGGUCCAUAAUUUGUAAAAAAAAAUAACUGGGGGUUAACCAGUAUAUAACAAAUAUUCACCCAAUAGUGACAAUAUUUAAUGUAUAUUUUUACGUCAGUAAAACAUACUUUCCAAGUAAAGAUGACAUAAAUAAACAUUUCAACUAUACAUCUUGUAACAAAUAAAUUUAAUAUAUGAGGUAUAUGACAAAUACCUAAAAUAAAAACCUUGUAAUUGAAAUGAUACAUUGGCUUUUAGUCAAGUCAGCAUUUUAUGAUUUGAGUGUAUCUUUAGCAAUUGCAGGGAGCCAAUGAAGCCAGUGGGUGUCCGCUACUGUAAUAAUUUGCACUCAUUGUAGCACACACUGAGGGAAUCAAUUAGAAACACAAAGUAAAGAAAAAUAAAUAAAAACAUGGUUCAUCGUCCUUGUCAUGAAAUCACCUGGAAUACACCAGUGUAAAAGCGGCUGACAUCCAUUUUGACCCAUCAGUCACUGUGAUGUAAAUACGAAUGCGUGUGCGUGCGUGUUUGUUGUACAGUGUCACAGCAUGUCUGUGAAGAUGCUUUCAAUUAAAACAAACUUCCAUAAGACCAA